AUGAGGAGAAGCCCUGAUUCCAGCCCCGAGGCCAUGAAGAUCAAGUCGGAUCAGUCGUACACCUCCAAGGUCAUCGAGAACAGAAUGGCUGAGAUCUUCAAGAAGCACAACGUCUCGGACUACUCCUUCUCCAACGCCAAGUCGCAGGAAUCUGGCACGAAGGACAGUCAAGUGGAGAGCAGAGCAAGCGGUGCUAAGAGCAACAAGGCGGCGGCGGCAGAGCGCGUCAGCGAGGGCAGUCCUGCAGCUGGGCGUUCAGCUGGAGUGAGCGUGCCGGAGCAUCUGAAGCGAGAGAGGGAGGAGAGGCAGACGAGGACGAGGAAGGAGAAGCCGAAGAAGGUGCAAGAUUCUCCUGACUCUAAGGCUUUGAAGGACGAGAUCACCGGAGGGAGAUACUCUCUAGCGUGGGAUGAGCUUUCGAGCGCCACGUCGGGAAAGAAGCCGUCGGCAGCGGAAGUCGCUCUCAAGUACCGCAUGAAGGAGGAGAGGGAGGUGGAGGAGGCGGCGGGGAAGUGGAAAGCGGUUACUACCUUCCGAGAUGAGUGCAAGCAUGCGACUUCCCUGCCGUCCACCUCGGACGUCAACGUGGGCAAGAACAGCCUAUCGACUCGCAGCUCCUCUCGCUCUCCCGCUGGUGAUCGUGAUCCCUUUGCUGUCUCCAUCUGA
Molecule: messenger RNA, 666 nt
Organism: Guillardia theta CCMP2712
Lineage: Eukaryota; Cryptophyceae; Pyrenomonadales; Geminigeraceae
Exons: 9
Coding region: 1-666 (221 amino acids)
Source: RefSeq, a predicted model, not a curated record